Molecule: messenger RNA, 2854 nt
Organism: Planococcus citri (citrus mealybug)
Lineage: Eukaryota; Metazoa; Arthropoda; Insecta; Hemiptera; Pseudococcidae
Exons: 12
Coding region: 173-2662 (829 amino acids)
Source: RefSeq, a predicted model, not a curated record
AAAAGGAAAUUAAUUAUCCGGUAAUCAAUCAACAGGAAAUGAAAUUUUCAAAAUGUAUAAACUUUGAUAAAAUUAUCCUUCAAAUAUGAGCAAUUUGUGUGAUUACUGGUGCUGGAGUGUUACUAAAGAACGAUACGUAAUUAUGAAAUUUCAUUUCAGAAACUUGUCUUGAAUGUUUACAGAUCUCUCAAUGAAUCUUAUCACAUCUUACUUCUUAUUCUUACUAUAUGAGCUGAAACUCUCCGAGUCCGAGCUUCUAAAUCCGAGAGAAAUGCAGAAAGUGCUCAACUUGACGAAUGUAACCAAUAAAGACGAACUAUCGAAAUGUGAAACUACCUGGAACGAGAAGUUAUAUCCGGAAAUACCUUACGUGUAUUUAUUCUGUAAUGCGAAUCUCGAACCCGUCAGGAAUAAACCGGAAGGGCCGUAUUGCUCUGGUUUUGACUGCUGGGAAAGUCAAUUGAGUCUGGUUUCUCGCGUUGAAAUCGUUCGCAUCAUGAAUCAAUAUCGAGAAAAAGUCAGCAAAGACAAAUGUAUUAAAUGGUGUAGGAAAAAUAAGAAAAAAAUUAUAUUCGAAUUGCGAUGGGAUCGUGCUAUAGAAGAUAAAGCUAUUGAUUUAAUUCAAAAAUGUCCUUCCACUAUGAAAAAUUCGACAACUUCCACUGUUACCGUGAGUGAUGGAAAAGAAGUUACUUCGAGAAUGGAUAUAUCGGCUACAUCGUUCAAGAUGGAAUUGGGAACGCAGAACGAGCUGAGAAUUAUUUUAUGGCAGCUAAUGUCAGGAAAUCAUUUGAAUGAUUGGGACGAAGGAUCAUCGCAGUUUAGAAGAAGCUUAAUGCACGACGUUGGCUGUGCAUUUGUAGUUCGACGUGGAGUGAAUUAUGAUACAGCUUUGGGUGAAAAUGUGAAAAAUGGAAUAGUUGGACAUAUCGUUUGCGUUUACCAAUCAUUCCUGCCAUCAGAACAACCUCCUGACUCCACAUCAGCAUCGUUGUCAAGUUGCAAAUCAUUGUCUGGAUAUGUGCAAGUCGACUUUGACGAAUAUAACUAUUUUCCAAAUCUAUGCAGAAUGGAUCCACAGAUUGAUGCUACUGUUUUGGACAAUUCUGCUCAUUCUUGCGCACACGGUCCUAAAAAUAUUAAGAAUUUGUGCCCAUCGUCAAAUUAUUCUGCUGACACUUGGGAUGAAAAAUUUUAUGGUUUGAUAAUAAAACUUGUAAAUCCAUCCGAAUUAGAAGUGACAGUCGACUGUAAUGUACCUCACGAUAUACCUCAGUUUGAAAAACAAGGAGAUAACGUCUACAAUUAUUUUUGCACUUUGAAGGAGAAAGUGUUGAUUCGACCAGAUAAUACUUCAGAAUGUGCUGGCUGGGAUUGCGAAGAGAGUCAUCUAACCGAUAUUACCAGAAUUAAAAUUCUAAAGCAAUUAAACAAAGCUCGGAAUUUAGUUGCUAGUGGCCAGUGCUCGAACGAAUGUCUUCCCCCCUGUAAAUACUGCAACAAAUCUAUUCAUUAUUGUAAUAUGGCGAAAUUGCAGUGGCACUGGUUUUUGGAACAAAAAGCUGCUCAACUUGUACGCAAUUGUUCUAUGUAUUAUGAAAUUAAGACAGAUAAAAAAAAAAUCAUUUAUGAAGAUAAUCCUUUUCCUGAUCCUGUUGCUUUUGAAGAGAUUACUAUGGUUUUUGAGGCACCACCAUCACGCGGAGGUCAGAUAGCAAUUGACGAGAGAUUUGCUGGGUUUUUUUGGACGAAUAAGACAAAAGAUUGGUCCGACGAUAACCAAUUCAGACGUGGAAACGCAGCAUUUUUUGGCUGUUCAGUGAUCGUUAGACCUAAUACGGGAAGCCUUACUACCGAAACUAACGGUAGUAAAGUUAAACGCACCAAAUUCCAUAUGGUUUGCAUUUACGCAGCAUUGCAAGAAAAAUUCACCUCUGUAACCGAUGAUCAAAAUAAAGAUCCAGUCUGUUGUCCUAGUUGCUCAGGGCCUGAGUACGAAACCAGGCCUUGUCCUGUUCGCUACCAAACUAGCAUAGAUCCUUAUCCGGCUUUAUGCACUUCAAUUGCUCUUGAAAACACUAUGAGUUGUCAAGAUAGAUCUUAUUGCAAAGAUCAAGGGCAUUCAAAAGCCUGGUUAGAAAAGUACGACGGAAUGACAAUUUACCAGAAAGUUGAUGGCUCAUUCGAACGACUAAUUCCUAAACAGACGGCGUUUUCCUUUUCCGAAAGAAAACGCGAAAUUUUCAUCAUCAUAUUAUUAUUCUUGCUACUGUUAUUGCUUUUAUGUUGCUUGUUAACUGCAUGCUCGGUUUAUGUUUAUCGCUGGAGAAUGAGGAAACGCCGUGAAAAGAUAUCAAGUGAUAAGCCAGUUGCUUCGAAAUCAGCUCAACCAUUAUUUAAAGAUAUCCCGACAACACAACCUACUCGACCUUCUGCCAAAACUCCAGCUACUUCUACGCAGAAACCGAUUACGUUUGAGACAACAAUACCGACUCGAGCUACUGAAACUACACCGAUUGCAACUACUCAGAGCUCUGAGGUGGAGGAUGAGGAUGAGGAUGAUUAUACUGAAACCACAACUACAACACGAAAACCAAAAACACGACUGGUGCCUCAGUUUAUUAGAAAAGUUCCAAAACAUCGAGCUCAUUUGUAUCAGUAGUAUCGUUAACGAGUUACGAUCAUCUUUGGAAAAAUAUGAGAAACUCGGUUUGGGAAGUUGAACGAGUCGAGUUUGAUUGCAAUUUCGAAAACAGCUUGAGUGAAAAUACUGAUCUGUUUGUAUUGUUGAAUGUACUUAUGUACUUAUCUACUUACAUAUAUCCGAAUAUAUUUAUGGUGCUGAAAAGAUUAG